CACUUGUUAUCAACAAGUCUGAACUCGAUAUUGACACCAAGAUGGUUCACAACGGAACUAACAUGCCCACCCGACCGGUCGACAAGCCUACUUCUGCUGUCUCUACUGCUACAACGACUACCACUGCCACUAAAAAGGUAUGUCAACAUUUAUCUCCUAGUGUGUAUCCACUGAUCAAGCAUCUUUACCAGCGACCUUCUCUCCCUUCUCUCCACUCUCUCCGAAACAAGAGUACUUGUUCCGUCUUUUCGGUCAACAGUGUUCCUCAGGGUGAACAGAACCCCGUUAUGAUCGUCCCCACCCCCGCUCAAGCUGCUGCACCUUGUUUCAACGUCGAAGACGAGAUGACUUACCCUCGCCGUAUGUCGGUGUACAGCCCCGCCUCUAAUGAAACUGCCGACUUUAUCCCACCACGUCGAGGCAUCAGGCCGUUAUUUCUUCAGGAAAAGUAUGGUACCUCUUCCCGCGAAUCACUCAAGAACAAGAAUAAGAAUACGGCUUCUGGCGGUGUUGCCGCAGAAUCUGAGCAUGCCAGAAACAUUGAAAGCACUAUUGAAGCAGCUAAAGCUGUUUGCGAAAUUGGGUUGACCGACCGAACAUCUAUCCCCGCUCGGGAAAGGGCCCGGUCCAACUCUGCCCCCACUAUCAAGUCCAAGGCUUCAUCUAACCGCAUUUCAUUCAAGACCAACUCCUUCGCUGCUCGUAUUACUAGCGCCUUCCGUCGUUCAUCCAAACCCAUCUCGCUCAAGAUUGAUAUUCCUUCUAGCUCGAACUUUGUCCAACAACCAGCCAAGCCUCACCUUCAACCUCUUGAAUUCGGCGGAAGAUUUGAUGAUAAUCCAUUCAUUGGUCAACCUGCCAAGUUUGCAGCAGACGCUGUCUCGUCAACAGUUACAAUCUCCACACCCGAUCUGGUCUUUUCUAGUCUCCGUUCUCCAUUCCCUUCCUCUGUUAGCUCAACCUCUUCCCUUUCUGCCUACUCUGCAGACAGCUAUGUGGAAUCUUCACAGGCUAUUAGCGUUGUAGUUACUCCUCCUACAGAACCUCCUUCUGGUAGCCAGACACCAAACAACGAGCCCGAGGAACCGCCACUUACGGCUGCCAGUACCGACACCGAGUUUUCCGACAUGGCCAUCCAUACGCCUACCGACUCCAGCUUUGUCCAGCCGACUUUUUAUUCUCAAGAGGCCCAGUCCCACAUCACCACAACAGAACUUGUUACCAGACCAGCACUUAUUCCGACGGCAUGUGGAUCGCGCUUUAUCGAAAUGUUUGACACCAUUAUUGCCUUCCCCGACAGCACUUCUGGAUCAGCCUCACCAGAAAUUAGGACACCCGUCUUGACACCUAUCGACUACCAGGCCUAUCCCCAGCCAGCUUAUAGAGAUAUCAAUACUUUCCUGGCCUAUUCCCCUCCUUGAGGCCUAUUCGCCAUAUCCUGGUAGUCAUUCGACCAUUAAGAAUGCACUGCAAGUUCCUCCAGUUUCGGUUCUAGCUUCAGCAAAGACCAAGUCUUCAAAACGUGAUAAAGCGUUGCCGUUAUUCAAAUCUCGUUAGUCUUCUUCGCCAAAGUGAAGGUCUGUUCAAUUGUAGCCGUAUUUUGGUGUCUGGACAAUAUUUCUCCUGGACUAAAUUAUAUAUUUGUCUGUUUUUGUUUCCUCUGCGGUUGCGUUUCCUAUAAGUCUCUGCUUUCCUAAUGUCUAGUGAUUGUUGGUUGUUGAUUUUUUAUUUUCGAUUUUAAUUUGGAUUGGAUAUGAUUCCCGG
Messenger RNA from Cryptococcus deneoformans JEC21, 1764 nucleotides. RefSeq lists its product as hypothetical. The record is from RefSeq and is a predicted model, not a curated record. NCBI's taxonomy places the organism in Eukaryota, Fungi, Basidiomycota, Tremellomycetes, Tremellales, Cryptococcaceae. The transcript is spliced from 6 exons. Bases 42 to 1421 code for a protein of 459 amino acids.